Messenger RNA from Chara braunii, 1848 nucleotides. Lineage: Eukaryota; Viridiplantae; Streptophyta; Charophyceae; Charales; Characeae. The record is from the annotation of a GenBank genome assembly.
GGAGUGCAAUGACAGACUUAUGUACGGACGCAAUGCUGCGCGUGACAAUGUCCAAGGGGGUGCGACUGGCCUGAGUGAGCGAAACGAGGAGGAAGAAGAUGGGCGACGCUGCGGUCCUUGUGAAGACGGAGGUGAUGACGAGUAUAUGGAUGUUGGGGAUGAGAACAUGCAGGACCAGAACAUGCUUGGCGAUGACGACGUCGGUGUCACAUCGGAGCAUGGCCCUGGCGACAUCCCCGCCGGUUCUGUGGGAGUCGCUGUUGGUCGGCCCUUGUCGUCCCCUGCAAUAUGGCAUUCGCAAGGCAGGAGUCAGGGUGGGCAUGACUCGCAGGAACACGAAGGAUCAAAGUCGAGGAAAAGGACAAGAGAGACUUCUCCCUCUGCUUCCGCUCACAAGAGACAAGCGAGGAUUGACGCUGUUAAUGAGGCUCGUGCUACGUGAAGCUCUGACAGCAUCCCAGGAGGCGAGACCUCAUCGGAAGAGCAGCCAGGGGGGAAGAUCUGGCGGUCGUGGCGGCGGCCGUGGUGGCGCAAGAAAAGGCAUCGAGAAUGCCAUCGAGAGUUCCAUCACCACGGAACCGGGGGCGUGGGAUAGGCAUGAGCUCGUGCUUGCGUCGGUUGACCGCAACGAAAUCGUCGGCGGGCAGGGAAGGCGGAUAACACCAAUUGAAUUCUUCGAAAGAGACUCCUCGGAGUUCGAUUGGUACGCUGUCUGUGGUCAGCAUACGGUCGAGGCCAUGAAGACAUUGGUAAAAAGGGGUUCUCCGACAGUCGAUGUCUAUGGCCUUCGCGCGUACUCUAAGGUGCGGGUCCUCUAUUUUGGAGAUGACCAGACGCGAGGGUAUUUCAAUGUCUCCGCCUUCGGCAACACGCGCGAAAAUCGGGCCAUGAUGUUGUUGUUCGAGGAUGCUGCCCGUGAUAUGAGGCAAUGGUGGAUCGAUAACCACCGAAUCGAGGCCCCGAAAGGCCAAGCGCAGAAGGUGCAAAGUGAUGUUCUGCGUUGCUUAUUCUGGUGGGGGGACAUCGAACUUAUCCUCGGGAUCUGGAAACGGGUGGACAGGCCAUCGAAUGACAUCACGAGGUACGGCAAUAUCGCUACGGCGAGUCAAGACAUGAUGACCAUUGUCCUGCACGCGGAGGGAAGGGAUCUCAGAAAGGUCACGGUCGCACCCCACCUUCUCAAUGACUUCACAAACGUGCAUGUUGUGGAGGAGAAGUUUGGGAAGUGUCUGGGGAAACACGGUGGCAUAGAGGGCGAUGAAAGUGUGGUUCCGCGCGGUGGCAUGGUGCAAGCUCACGAUGACGGAACUGUCCAUUCGCACGAAGGGUCCAUCCCGGUGGCCGCCCCAAGCGUCGCCUCAAUGGUGGCCCCGUCGGAGACUGCUGCAUUGCAAGACUUUGGAAGAUGCGGUGGCAAUGAAGAAGAUGACAUUGACAUACCAGGCGAGGUGUCGACGCUCGCACCAGGCGAUGCAAUUCCUUCAGGCUACUGUGCCACGUACGGGAGUUUAUUGAUAACAAAUGCUUCAAUGGAAGGCAGAUCCGAGAUCGAGUCAGAGUCUGGUGUUGGGCCGAGCGUGGCGGAGAGUCAGUUGCAACCGUCUUUAUGCACUGGCAAAGGUGAUGCACAAUCGCCGCUGACACCACAGGGAGGGGCCGGUGGGGAUGGUGGGAAGGGAGGGGAUGUGGAGGGAAUGCAACGUUCUUGCAACCUCGACACCUUAACCGCUGAUAUUGAUUAAAAGGGUGAGGGUGGGUGAGCCAGGAGGGGUGUAAUUGGAGGGGGAGAAUCUAGUGAUAUGAUUACAACUACACCUUUGCCUUGUUGAAUGAAGUGUAAUUGACUCG